Messenger RNA from Dentiscutata erythropus, 201 nucleotides. NCBI's taxonomy places the organism in Eukaryota, Fungi, Glomeromycota, Glomeromycetes, Diversisporales, Gigasporaceae. The record is from the annotation of a GenBank genome assembly.
AUAAUGACAUCUAUUCACCUGAACUAUCGGACUCUGGUAAGGCUAUGGAUGAGAGAGGACAAUUAAGAUCACAUACGUUGAGAGUUCAGAGACCUGAAGGUGUACCCAAUUGGGCAGCAAAUAGAGAAAAUAAAGAAAUUUAUUCUAGUAACAAAGCAAGUGGUAAAAGACCAGCUUCUAAUAUUAUAGUGGAACAACCAA